AUGUCGGCCACAGAGCAGAUGGCACAAAUGCUAAACGAAUUAAUGGGUGUAAAACGAAAUGCGGAUAUUGGCGAUACGGAUGAGCCGGAUUUCGAUGAACCCGAUGUGUGCAAGAAUUUCUUAGUUGCAUUCUGCCCAAAUGAAAUGUUCAGGAAUACGAAAGCUGAUCUUGGUUUCUGUCCAAAGAUUCAUGAUCCAGCUUUACGACUGAAAUAUCGCGAAAGCAGUCGUUUUGAAAAAUUAGGAUAUGAAGAAGAGUUUCUAAAUAAAAUUCGUCGUUUGGACGAUGAAGUACGUCGAAAAAUUGAAAAGAAUGAACGUCGUCUUGCCAUGACACAACCAGUCAUUAAAGAUGCUUCAAAAGAGGGCAGUGAGGGCGAAACAGAUGCACAACGUAGGCAAAAAGAACUUAUUGCUGAGCAACAGUCUAAUCUAUCUGCCAAAAUCAACGACUGUAUGGAAAAAGCCGAAGCCUUGGGGGCAUUGGGUAAAGUGGAUGAAGCGAAAGAGCAAGUGCGACAAGCGGAUAAAUUCAAGCAAGAGCGCGCGGCUUUGGAUCGUUUGCUAGCACAGUCAGCGAAUCCUACAAGUCAUAUCGAGGACCUCGCCAAUCAGCUUUCAAAACCGAUGGAAGUCUGUGGAUGUUUUAUGCUUGUAAAUGAUGUGCAGCAACGAAUAGAUGAUCAUUAUGCCGGUAAACAACAUAUGGCAUAUGCAAGAAUUCGAGCGACAAUCGAAGAAAUGGAUCGAAAAAGAGAAGAAAAACGAAAGGGGAAGAUAGAACGCGAAGACAAGGAAAGGAAAGAUCGUGAAAAGAAAGAGCGAGACGACAGAGAACGACGAAAUGAAAGGGAUCGAGAACGAGAAAGGGAUCGUGACAGGGAGAGAGAUAGGGAUAAAGAUCGGGAUCGAAGACGGGACGAUAGGGAUCGCGGGCAUCGGCACCGUUCUCCACGUUCACGGCGAGAUGAUGAUAGACGCUACGAUCGCCAUUCUGAUAGACAUCGAGACAGAAGAGACGAUCGGGAUCGGCACAGAGUAAUCUUUUAUUAA
Molecule: messenger RNA, 1053 nt
Organism: Acanthocheilonema viteae
Lineage: Eukaryota; Metazoa; Nematoda; Chromadorea; Rhabditida; Onchocercidae
Source: the annotation of a GenBank genome assembly